GAAACCGGUACGUAGCUCCGUCCGCGGGCUUGCCGCAUCCCACCACCACCCUCCGGCGCCCGGCACAUGGCAUGUGAUUGCAGCCCUUGCGCCCGCUUGAACUUAAGGACUGGGGAACCUGGGGUUCUCCGGACCUCUGUGUGAAAUCUUCUUCCCCGAACCCGUCAUCCCUAUUCCGCCCUCUUGGCCCCCUUGACCCCCCCCUUUCUCUCACGUCCGUCGAUUGUCUCGCCGUUUUCUCGGCUUCCUACAUAUACAACCUCACUAUGUCUAAGGUCUUCACGACGAGCGACGUCGCGUCGCACAACAAGCCCGACAGCCUGUACAUCAUCGUGGACGGCGACGUCUACGAUGUGACCAAGUUCCAGGAUGAUCACCCGGGUGGCAAGAAGAUCCUCCAGCGCGUCGGCGGCAAGGACGCCUCCAAGCAAUUCUGGAAGUACCACAACGAGGGCAUCCUCAAGAAGUACCAGUCAAAGCUGCAGGUCGGCUCGCUCGACAGCAAGCCCAAGCCCGAGCCCAAGCCCGAGCCCGAGCCUAGCGCCCCGGCGGUGACGGCUGCGGCUAAGGAGUCGGCAAGCCACAGCGACGACAGUGAGGCCCUCGAGCCUUUUGGCCACCAGAUUCCGUUUGCCGACCCAUCAUGGUACCAGGGGUACCACUCCUCUUACUUCAACGAGACACACGCCGCGCUGCGUGCCGAGGUCAGGCAGUGGGUGGAGACCGAUAUUGAGCCCUUCGUCACUGAGUGGGACGAGGCCAAGCGCGUGCCAGAGGAGAUCUACAAGGAGAUGGGCCGCCGCGGGUACCUGGCGGGCCUGCUGGGCAUCCAGUACCCUACCGAGUACGCGGCGGGCGUCAAGUCGGUGGCCCCCGAGAAGUGGGAUCUCUUCCACGAGAUGCUGGUGACGGACGAGCUUUCGCGCACAGGCUCUGGCGGCUUCGUGUGGAACCUCAUCGGCGGCUUCGGCAUCGGCUGCCCGCCCGUCAUGAAGUUUGGCCAGCAGGCGCUCAAGGACCGCAUCAUGCCGGGCAUCCUGAGCGGCGACAAGCGCAUCUGCCUGGCCAUCACGGAGCCUGACGCUGGCAGCGACGUCGCCAACCUGACGUGCGAGGCUAAGCUGAGCGACGACGGCAAGCACUUCAUCGUCAACGGCGAGAAGAAGUGGAUCACCAACGGCAUCUGGGCCGACUACUUCACCACCGCCGUGCGUACCGGCGGGCCGGGCAUGAACGGCGUCAGCCUGCUGCUCAUCGAGCGCGGCGAGGGCGUCUCGACCCGCCGCAUGGACUGCCAGGGCGUCUGGUCCUCGGGCACCACCUACAUUACCUUCGAGGACGUCAAGGUCCCCGUCGAGAACCUGCUGGGCAAGAAGAACCAGGGCUUCCGUGUCAUCAUGACAAACUUCAACCACGAGCGCAUGGGCAUCAUCAUCCAGUGCCUGCGCUUCUCCCGCUGCUGCUACGAGGAGUCGGUCAAGUACGCCAACAAACGCCGCACCUUUGGCAAGAAGCUCAUUGAGCACCCCGUCAUCCGCAUGAAGCUCGCCCACAUGGCCCGCCAGAUCGAGGCCUCGUACAACUGGCUCGAGAACCUCAUCUACCAGUGCGAGAAGAUGGGCGAGACCGAGGCCAUGCUGCGCCUCGGCGGGCCCAUCGCCGGCCUCAAGGCCCAGGCCACCGUCACCUUUGAGUUCUGCGCCCGCGAGGCCAGUCAGAUCUUUGGCGGCCUCAGCUACUCGCGCGGCGGUCAGGGCGGCAAGGUCGAGCGCCUGUACCGCGACGUUCGCGCCUACGCCAUCCCCGGCGGUAGCGAGGAGAUCAUGCUGGAUCUGAGUAUGCGCCAGAGCCUGCGGGUGGCCAAGGCCAUGGGCAUGAAGCUGUGAGGGCCCACGGACAGACGGAGUGACGGACGAGGCAUACAAUAUACUGCACGUGUGCGUGGUGGCGGGCAGACUUUGUAAGAAUAUCGCGAGCACUGUGGGACCAGAUACCGUUUCCUUUGUAGCUCCCGCAACUAGACGUGAUUAGAAUGGAGGAGAAUUUUCCAUG
Molecule: messenger RNA, 2052 nt
Organism: Purpureocillium takamizusanense
Lineage: Eukaryota; Fungi; Ascomycota; Sordariomycetes; Hypocreales; Ophiocordycipitaceae
Exons: 3
Coding region: 267-1886 (539 amino acids)
Molecular function (GO): oxidoreductase activity, acting on the CH-CH group of donors; flavin adenine dinucleotide binding
Source: RefSeq, a predicted model, not a curated record